Messenger RNA from Piliocolobus tephrosceles (Ugandan red Colobus), 721 nucleotides. RefSeq names its product ribosomal protein S28 (gene RPS28). Gene Ontology annotation, cellular component: ribosome; cytosolic small ribosomal subunit. NCBI's taxonomy places the organism in Eukaryota, Metazoa, Chordata, Mammalia, Primates, Cercopithecidae. Gene Ontology annotation, molecular function: structural constituent of ribosome. The transcript has 4 exons. Gene Ontology annotation, biological process: translation; maturation of SSU-rRNA; ribosomal small subunit assembly. The record is from RefSeq and is a predicted model, not a curated record. The coding region runs from base 368 to 577 and encodes 69 amino acids.
UGAAGGGGUUACGAGUUGAGGGUUCCCAGGGAGAUUCGGGGACAGCGAAGGGUCCCGGUUUAGGAGGGAGGUGAGGAGCAGGAGCGGGUCCAGAAACACUGAGCCCGAAGCCCCCCAUGGUACGGCCCUGUCGGCCCCGCGCACCCCAGACGCCCAGUUCCGCAGCCGCUGGAUGAGACGGGUGGCGGACGCCAUCUUCCGUCCGAGAUGCUGAAGGGCGCCGCCAGUGACGUCUCUACCGCGGGGGCUGCUGGGAAAGACGCGGCGUGGUCUCGCGAGACAGAAGUGGGCGGGGCUAGGAUGUCCUAUAAAGUCUCUCUGCGGAGCACGUGACUUCUUUCUGCCAGACCGCCGCCGCGCCACCAUCAUGGACACCAGCCGUGUGCAGCCUAUCAAGCUGGCCAGGGUCACUAAGGUCCUGGGCAGGACCGGCUCUCAGGGACAGUGCACACAGGUGCGCGUGGAAUUCAUGGACGACACGAGCCGCUCCAUCAUCCGCAAUGUAAAAGGCCCCGUGCGCGAGGGCGACGUGCUCACCCUGUUGGAGUCAGAGCGAGAAGCCCGGAGGUUGCGCUGAGCUUGCCUGCUCGCUGGGUCUUGGAUGUUGGGUUCCACCACUUGGCCGAUGGGAUUGGUGUGUCACAAUCUGCUCCUUUAUUUUUUGCCUGCCACGCGGAAUUGAGAUGCUCCUUUUAAAUAAAGCGUUUGUGUUUCAAGUUAA